Molecule: messenger RNA, 6554 nt
Organism: Solea senegalensis (Senegalese sole)
Lineage: Eukaryota; Metazoa; Chordata; Actinopteri; Pleuronectiformes; Soleidae
Product: connector enhancer of kinase suppressor of ras 2
Exons: 24
Coding region: 278-3718 (1146 amino acids)
Biological process (GO): regulation of signal transduction
Cellular component (GO): cytoplasm; membrane
Molecular function (GO): protein binding
Source: RefSeq, a predicted model, not a curated record
AGUGAGAGAGAGCGAGCUACAGAGAGGAGGGAGGGAAGCAGGAGAGAGCGUGUGUGCCUGCGCGUGCGUGCCUCAGUGUGUGCGCGUGGACUGCACCACCGCAUCCCGCUCACCGUUUCUGCAGGCGGCCAUGCUCUGAUGGCGAGAAUAAAAUUGACAGGCUUUUCUUUUCCCUCAGAUCGAUCCACCGCCGUGUCAUUCCAGAUGUGACUGACAAGCCGUUUUAUGUGGCCCGCAUUGAGUCCUGCGCUGUUCAUCUCGGAGAGACUGUGACACCAUGGCUUUGGUUAUGGAACCUAUAAGUAAAUGGACACCAAAGCAAGUUCUGGAUUGGAUGAAAGGUCUGGAUGACUGUCUCCAGCAGUAUGUGAAGAGUUUUGAGCGGGAGCAGAUGGGGGGCGAGCAGCUGCUGCACAUCACCCAUCAGGAGCUUGAAGAGCUGGGUGUCACCAGAAUAGGACAUCAGGAGCUCAUCCUGGAAGCCGUCGACCUCCUCUGUGCCCUGAAUUACGGCUUAGAGACAGAGAACCUCAGGACUUUGUCCCACAAGCUGAACGCUUCAGCUAAGAACCUCCAGAACUUCAUCCUGGGCCGGCGGAGGGGUGGGCACUAUGAUGGACGGGCUUCUCGGAGACUACCCAAUGAUUUCCUCACGUCAGUGGUGGAUCUGAUUGGUGCAGCCAAGAACCUUCUAGCCUGGCUUGACAGGUCUCCAUUUGCCAGUGUGACGGAGUAUUCAUUACUGAAGAACAACAUUGUGCAGCUCUGCCUAGAAUUAACUACAAUUGUACAACAGGAUUGCACUGUGUACGAGACAGAGAAUAAGAUUCUCCAUGUGUGUAAGACCUUAGCAGGGAUUUGCGACCACAUCAUCUCUCUGUCAUCAGACUCUCUGGUCUCUCAGUCUGCCCAUCUAGAGGUGGUCCACCUCACCAGCAUCAUGCCCAAUGAAGGGCUGGGGAUGUAUAUCAAAUCAACAUAUGACGGACUCCACGUUAUCACCGGAACCACAGAGAACUCUCCGGCAGACCAGUGUAAGAAGAUCCACGCAGGUGACGAGGUGAUCCAAGUCAACCACCAGACAGUGGUGGGCUGGCAACUGAAGAACCUUGUGAACGCUCUGAGGGAGGACCCAUGUGGAGUCAUCCUCACGCUGAAGAAAAGGCCCCAGAACACCCUGAGCUCAACGCCGGCUCUGCUCAGGAACGUCCGCUGGAAACCACUGGGCCUGCAGCCGCUCCCCACCAGUCCCACCAGCACCUCCCCUACACCUGGUGGAACUUUAGGCAUGUCCAAAAUGGACGGCCCCAGCAUGCAGGACGUCUAUAUCCUCUCACCUGUCUCUGGACUCUACAGCACCAGAGAGGAAAUGGGUCUGAUGUCAUGUGACGACAUCAGCCGCUACAGUGUGAGCUCCCAGUCUGGAUCCAAAGGCUCAGAGGCUGUCAGCUACUACCUGGACCAGGACAGUGGUCAGUACUUCUCCUUGUUAGAGGGAGAUGGACCCCCAGGGCCUGACUACGACAGGGGCAGGAAUACAGGGGUGCGCCGGAGGGACAAAACCCCCACUCAUGGUGACCUCAGACCAGUUUCCAUGCCUCCCGAAUAUAACUGGAUGGCAGAGGCCAAGGAACCCAGCAUGGGCAAGAGAGGGAGCCGAGAUUCAGACAACUCCCUGCUGCGUUACCUUAGCGAUGACAAGAUCCUGGUGAUUGAGGAGGAGCCCGAGGGUCCGGGAAGAGAGAGUCGACGGGAUUCCACCAGACGCUCGCGACGCAAGAGCCGCAAUCCCAGCAGCCCCAGCUUUCCCAUCAGUCCCUCCAUGCUGUCGUCAACCCUGCGCUUAGACCAGCCGCUUGAUGCUCUGCCUCGAGGUGCAGAUACACUGCGAGCAGACACAACAGACAGGUACUCGGGCUCAGGAAGCUCAGGAGCAGCCUCCAUGAGGAAGUCUUUCCAUUACACCUCGCUAAGAACGAAAACCAAAAAGAGAAGUAAAGGUUCUCUCACUAGCGCGAGUAGAAGGAGAAUCUCGUGUAAGGACCUGGGCCAUGGUGACUGUGAGGGCUGGCUGUGGAAGAAGAAAGACGCCAAAGGCUACUUCACUCAGAAAUGGAGGAAGUACUGGUUCAUCCUCAAAGAGUCCUGCCUCUACUGGUACACCAACCAAAACGAUGAGAAAGCUGAGGGCUUCAUCAGCCUCCCUGAGUUCAGAAUAGACCGAGCCAUAGAGUGCAGACGGAAAUUUGCCUUCAAAGCCUGUCAUCCCAAAAUCAAGAGCUUCUUCUUCGCCACAGAUUGUCUUGAGGAAAUGAACAGGUGGAUGAACCGACUGGGGCUCGCUGCUAUUGGUUACACACCAGAUGACAAGGUGCCACGCCCAGACGAAGACUACUGGAGUGAGAGCGAUCAAGAUGAGGUCGACGGCUCAAUGACGCUCAAACAGGAGGGACCGCCAUCCCUCUGUGAUACUUAUCAUCGCACGCCAUCAACUAACCUCCUCCACAGUUAUGACCAGUUGCCCCGCUCAGUCAGCUCCAUGAGCCUCAUGCGCUCCACUCCGUCCCCACGCCCCCAACCAAUGAGUGCCUCCACCUCCCCAAUCCCUCCACAGAUGGUCUCUACCACCUCCCCUCUCCCUCUCCAGGUAAAUUCUUCUAGCCCCUUCCCCGAACCCAAGCAUGGUCGGCAUUUCUCCAGCGAGUCCACACACUCCCACUCCUCAGCUGAGGACCAGCGUGGAGAUGGCAUGGGCAUGGGCACUGGCACAGGUAGCACCAGUACACACUCAUCCGGCUGCCGUUCUUCCCAUCGUGAGCGUCGCUCCUGGCAGGACCUCAUUGAGACCCCGCUGACCAGUGCAGGGCUGCACUUCCUCCAGACUGCGCCCGGAGAGACUGAUUAUGGAGGCCUAAUGGGGAGCAUGGCAGGAGAAAUGGGGCUGUACGGAGGGCUGGGCAGGCAGGGCAUGUCCCCGGAGAGACGCAGGCAGGCCACCCUGCCUGUACGGAGACACCACGCCGCAGAGAGGGACAGGGAGCGGGACGGACCCUUCCCUCUGGAGCGGGGGCCACAUACACAUAGUUACACACACCGGCGCUCUCACAAGCAGCGGAGUCAGAGCCUGCCCAGGAACAGAGACCCGAUGCUAGGGAAGCUGCUGCACACCUCGGCUCAUAUGGAGGAGAGGAGUGAAGAUGAAGAGGGAGAAGUGCAGGCUGCAGAUAUGCUCGAGGCUGAGGAGGACCUGCGGGAGUUGAGAGUUGAGAGCAGAGAGAGGAGGGUGUCAGAAGGAAGGGAGCGGCGGGUGUCAGAGGGCCGUGAGCCAGAAUCAUUAGAUGGUCUAGAGCAGCUGUACCGGGCCUUGGAGCAAGCUAACGUGACGGCCCUAGGAGACCCGAGACCUUGUAGCAGGCAAGAGCUGCGACGCUGUUUCACCCAGCGAGCCAGGGACCCUCUGCUCAACGACAGGCUACACCGGGUGCGAGCCCUCCGCAGCACCUUGAAGGCCAAAGAGUCGGAGCUGGCAGUGAUCUGUGCCCUCCUGGAGGACCCUGGCCUGUGCUCCCAGACCUUCAGAGAGUGGAAGCAGUGGCACAGCGAGCUCUACACAGACAUCUGCCAGCUCAGUCCUGGUACCAACGGCCAGGACGACCUCUCCCCGCUGGCCGCACCUCUCAUGACCCACACACACUCCUUCAUUGAGACACACGUGUGAGGAAGAGAGGGGAGGCAGAGACUGAACUGAGAUGCUGACACUCACUUACACACACACACGCACACACGCACACGCACACACACACACACACACACACACACACACACACACACAGCUUUACUUAGCCAAACCUCCUCUGAACACACUCACACAGAAACACAUACAGGAACACACAUUUUAAGAUGUGUAAAUAUCAUAGAGGGAACAGUCUGAGACCUGCGUGUAUGAACUUUUGAUAAUCUUGAGGACCCCAGAGGGUGCCUAUUGCAUGCCUGAACAGAAAGCAUUAAUCUUCCUUUGUCUAUGGAACUCAGCAUAAACUCCACGUGCUUGUCCAGCAAAAUGGAAAAAAAGGAGACUUUUUAACACAUUCAUUCCUUUGUAUUGGUUUUGUUAUUUUCUUCUGGUUGAUUUUAGGGGGCAGGGGGAGCUAUGUAGCAGCAAUACAGAGGAAAAUCCUUUUCACCACAGCACUGUACUUUUGUACUGAUGAACUUUGCACCCAGAGCCACCAGUUCUCCCCCUUUCUCUCUCUCUCUCUCUCUCUUUAUUUUUUUUUUCCUCUCACUGCAUAUCUCGCUGAUUUACAGGGACCUUACUGUUACUCCAGGACGAUCUGACGGGACAAUGUGGGGAAAGUAAGGGCAGUGACUAUGUGACUUUGGUGUAAAAAGACUGUGAAAGGUAGCCAUCGAUGUUGGUUUAUCUGUUUUAGCCGAUGUAACUGAGUGUCAUGAGUGUUGAGAAACCAUUGUGCCAGCUAGAUGCACGCUAUUUCAAACUGUGAACUGUAAAAAAACAAACACAUUUUUAUCUGCAGAAGGAGGCUCCUAUGAUAGAGCGCAAUCCUACAAUUUAAUUUGCAAUCUCUCUCCCUCUCUCUCAUCUCCUCCUUUCUCACAUGUUUCCUUUGUUUUGUUUCCUCUCUCUUUCUCUCUCUCUUGUCCUCAAAGACCUAUGUAUAUGUGUAUACUGAUGUAAAUGUUUGCAUUCCACUACCACUGUGAUAUGCUUCUAGAGGUAGCGGAGGGAAGACAGAGAGUAUGUAUUUGCGCAGGUGCAAAAAAUAUUUUCUUUUUUUUUUUAAUUUCUUUCUUUUCUUUUCCGUAAACAGUGAAUGCAAGAGCUAGCGAGUUCUUUUCAAGGGAGUCACUCACUACAAAGAAUGCACUUUCUACAUCUCAUUGGCUGCAUCACAGGGUCUAUGUCUCAUCGGCCUCUUUACCAUUGCUGUUCAAAAUAUCAGGUAAAAGCAUUUGCCGUCUCAUUUUCUAAAGAUUUGUGUACAGUCUACAAAUAUAUUUAAACAUAGAAGAAUAUAUAAAUCUAUUUACGUUUUGUGUCAUAGAUAUAAUGUAAAGUAUGAUGUAUUCUAUGCCAAGGUUUUGCAGUGUCCCCCUCUUCACUCUGUCGAUGCAGGGUGAUAAGCAUUUGAAUAACUAGGAGGCAAACGACAACCAUCAUCACUGACAGUUGAUUGACAGUUUUUACUGGUUUACAUCAUCUUCUCCUGGUGACGUGUUGCAUGAGAAAAGGCCUGGGACUGAUCUAAUUGGACAUGGUUAACUAUCAUGGAUCAUUUGUGAGUUCAUUUCUUUUUUUUCUUUUUAUCUUCCUCUCAUGAUUGCAACAUAAUUAGACUUGUAGCGCAUGAUACAUGCAAAAGUACUGUUGAAGAAAGAAUGACUUUGUUUGUUUAUCAAGUUUUGUUAUUUUUUUGAUUAGAUAGAGAUUUUGACACAAACUGUACAAUAACUGAGGGGAGCACUUUUGCUACUCUGUCAUUCAGUCUAAUGCAGAUCCUUCUAAAGCACCUAAGCUGCUGUAUUCAGUUUGACGCUUUGGUUUUCAUAGUGAGACGACCACACAUCCAAUGGUGACUGAGAGACAGCAGUACAAUUACAUCUCCUUUUAAUUCCCUCCUAGCACAUGGUUGAUACUGAGCCGGUCAAAGACAUUUACAUUCAUUGGUCUGUAAUGUCUGUGAUGCUUUAUCAAGCCAUGGACUCAGUGGUGCCUCCCAGUGUCAAAGACAUGUGUAGCACCUGCUGCAUCCAGCACUAGCUGUACUAACUCUUCAUAUUUUACUGUGUGUAGGUUCGGGUUUUUUCAUCAUGUCUCACUGUUGUGAAGUAUUGAUCACUCCCCCAGAUUUAUAGCUCAUGUUUUUUUUUUUUAUUCCAAGGUUAAUUUACGAGUAAACCACAAAGAAAACAAAAUGAUGCAAGCACUUUCCCUGUGCCUCCCAACCCUCUCUUUGGCAACAAUGGGCUGACUAUACUGGCGAUCCUACACACACACAGCUGUAGAAGAGCAAUGAUACAGUUUCAGUCUGCAGACCUCUCUCCGUUUCUCAUCUGUAGUGUUGGUCAAUAUGUUUUCUUACGUUAAAUGCUGCUGCUCCGCUGAGCAGGCAACAUACUGUAGAUGAAGGAGUUACGUGGGUUAUGAUUUGUAGGCACAGACUGUGUUAUCCCUCCCAGAUCUUUGUGUCCCAGAUCCUGCAGAAACAGGCCGAAAAGGGAGAUUCCACUGUGUGUUUUUUCAGGGGUGUACACCUCAUGGUACAUUGCACAGGUGUGUAAGAUGUAAGUUGCACUGCGACAUUAAAAAAGGAACAUAUUGCUCUUUUUCAAGGAUAAUAUUAGCUUACUGUUAUUCUGUACAUUAAAAAUGACUAAAGAUGAUAUUAAAAAAAGAAAGAAAAUGACAUUUAUUCUUCCUAAAGUAGCCUUUUUUGGUUUCAUAUAUAUGAAUAUAUAUUACAAAAAAAUACAGAUUGUAAACUUAAGUUGUUAAACUUUGACUUCAAUAAACUGAAUCCUCUGCACUAUGA